Aureobasidium subglaciale EXF-2481 is the source of this 4113-nucleotide messenger RNA. RefSeq lists its product as uncharacterized. The transcript has 2 exons. Gene Ontology annotation, molecular function: structural constituent of nuclear pore. Gene Ontology annotation, biological process: RNA export from nucleus; protein import into nucleus; transcription-dependent tethering of RNA polymerase II gene DNA at nuclear periphery. The record is from RefSeq and is a predicted model, not a curated record. The coding region runs from base 1 to 4113 and encodes 1370 amino acids. NCBI's taxonomy places the organism in Eukaryota, Fungi, Ascomycota, Dothideomycetes, Dothideales, Saccotheciaceae. Gene Ontology annotation, cellular component: nuclear pore; nuclear pore inner ring.
AUGGCCUUGGCAGCAUCACAAGCGACGCCGCAGCGUCCUCUGCCAGGUGCCUUCUUCAACACCCCGGCGCCUGGUAGACCCGGCAGUUCAGGACAGAUGCCGCAACCUCCAUCCUUUCGUUCAAACUCGGCCGCGACCUUGGCUGGAUACCGCGCUGGCCAGGUAGCUUCGCGCGAUGCCCCCACCCAGAGACCCGCCACGGCCGCUCAAGAUAGUCUCGCACCCAUCGAACGCGCCGCGCGCACCGUCAACGAAGCCCUCCAGAGCGAGGCCCAAUACCCAGCCCUUGACAAUUACGUCGGCCAGGGCAUCUCCAAUGACUACGACACCUCGUUCAAUACCGCAUGGCAACCCUUCCAGCGCAGCCGCAGCUAUGACAUCCCCGAGCAGAUCUUUGAACAGGCAAACAUGGCCCAGGUCUCGACACACUUGGGCCUCUUCGCCGAGCUCAACCACGCCUACAUUGUCAUUGACUCGUCGCUCUAUCUCUGGGACUACACACAUCCAAACCCUGAACUCAUCGGUUUCGAGGACCAGACCAACGCUAUCACAGCCGUCAAGCUGGUCAAGCCGCGCAAGGGCGUCUUUAUCGAUUCCAUCACACACUUGCUGGUUGUCGCGACACAUGCAGAAGUCCUCCUUAUCGGUCUGGCAGCUGCACGCUCUCCUCACGGUGGCUGGGCUGUCCAACUUUACUCGACUAACAUGAAGGUGCCGGUCAAGGGCACUUCUAUCAGCUACAUCGAGUCCUCCGACAAGACUGGACGCAUCUUCUUCGGUGGAAACCAGGCCAUCGAUGUCUGGGAGCUCACCUACCAGCAAGAGGAACGUUGGUUCGCCAGUCGCUGCUCAAAGAUUAACCACACAAACUCGGGCAUCACAUCGGCCUUCCAGUUGUUGCCUUUCGGUGGCCGCUCGGACCAAGAGCACAUCAAACAGAUGGUUGUUGAUGAUUCGCGCGACCUGCUCUACACCCUCUCCUCAUCUUCGACCAUCCGCGUCUAUCACAUGAAGCCAAAUGGCGUACUCGAUCUAGCCUUGUCGCGUCCUUUCACCAGCCUGCUCGCUCAGAUUGCACACAUGGUUCCCAGCUCCGACCUUCUUUCUCGCAGCACCUCGCUCGUCUCCAUCAGCCCAAUCUCUGCUCAAGAAACGAAUAGACUCAGUCUGCAGGCUCUUACUAGCACUGGCUGUCGUAUCUUCCUGAGCGCCACCUCGGGCGCCUUCUAUGGCAGCUCCACCUCAUCUGCUCCUACCAGCAUGCAGGUCCACCACAUCAAGUUUCCUCCCAAAGAUGGCGAGUCCGCCGCCCCUCAACCUCAACAACCUCAGUCUACCUCUUCCUCUUUGGGACCUUACUCUAGCAAUCCCUCAACUUUGGACACCAACACUCGGUUCCUUGCUAACACAAAGGCCGGCGUUAGGUAUGCCCCUGGUUAUUCAUGCUGGGUCAUUCCGAACCCUCAAGAUCCUCACCGCGACUCCAUCUUCCUUACUGCUCCUGAUUCCGGUCGUAUCAAGAUGCCUCGCGAUGCCAGCCACGCUACUCUUUUCCCAGAAAUUGGCAUGUUCCUGGAGCUUCCUUACCCGUCACAAGGCAUUGGUCUGGUUAGCCCUUCGUUCGCUGCAGCCUCUACUCCUCUAGGCUUCGCGAAUGAACUCGCCGUUCAAUUCGAUCAAUCUCCUACCGAAAUCGCUGUCCUGACCAGUACUGGCGUACAGAUUAUGCGUCGUCGCAGGCUGGUCGACAUCUUCGCUUCUCUCGCUCGCUAUGGAGGCGAUGUGGAAGGUCGCGAUGGUCAAGUGAAAAAGUUCAUCCGCAACUAUGGCCGUACCGAGACUGCUGCCACCGCUCUUGCUGUCGCUUGUGGCGAAGCUUCCGACGGCAAUGCUGAUGCUCGCAUCACCAACAUCACAGAACCGGACAUUGUCGACUUUGCGAGGGAAGCUUUCAUCACUCAAGGAGGCAAGCCUAUGCUCAACGAGAACUCUGUCUUGGACAACAACACCCCUGCAAUCGAUAAUGUCCGCCCGUCUCCUAGGCAUGAUGGUAUGGCACUAUACAUCACCCGAUUGGUUCGAUCCAUCUGGAGAGCACCGGUUCUGACACAAAAAGUCUCCCCUGUCGGUGGACUCGUCGUUACAUCUACCGUCGGACUCGUCAAGUUGCAAAACAUCCAACGUGCGUUGAAUUCGCUACAAGAGUUCUUGAACAAGAACAAGAGCUCUAUCGAGGGCUUGUCUGGCCCCGAAUCCCUGGGACGCGUGGCUAACAAACAAGAUGAGCUCUCUCUGCAAGGCGAGCAUCGCGCGAUGAAUGCUUUGAUCCAGCUUAUCUCGAGCAUCAUAGAGGGUAUUGCCUUUGUUCUGGUUUUGUUUGACGAGAAGGUUGAUGAGAUCAUCUUGUCACUCCCUGAUACAUCUCGCGAGCGUGCUAAGAACCUCACCUAUGAAGGUCUCUUCUGCUCACCCGAUGGCAGAAAUUUGGCAAAGGAACUUGUCAAGGCCAUUGUCAAUCGCAAUAUCGCCAACGGUUCAAACGUCGACACAGUGGCCGAAGCUCUGAGGAGACGUUGCGGCAGCUUCUGCAGCGCUGACGAUGUUGUCAUCUUCAAGGCCCAAGAGCAGGUGAAGAGAGCAUCCGAAGCUGGCCCCUCAUCUGAGGCAAGUCGCAGACUUCUCAACGAGAGUUUGCGACUGUUCCAAAAGGUGGCCGGUGCUCUUUCCAUGGAGCAUCUCGAAUGGGCCGUCUCACAAUACAUCCCAAUGUCCUUUUACGCUGGCGCCAUUCAGCUCGCAUUGACCGUCGCACAUGAGUCUGAUCGCGCAAACCGUGCUCUUUCUUGGCUAAGGGACGAUUGCCCUGAAGACGACCCUCGUCAGAAAGCCUUCGCAGGUAGAAAACAAUGUUAUGAUCUGAUUCACCGUGUCAUCGUAUCCGUCGAGCAGGCCUUUGAAGCACAGCCUGAGGGCGCCUUCUCGGUGACUGCCAAGAGACAAUCAGAGGCUUACGAAAUCAUCAACAACUCUGAAGACGAAGUCUUCCAAAACAAUCUUUAUGACUGGUACAUGGGUCAAGGGUGGAAUGACAGACUUCUGGAGAUCAGCUCGCCAUACGUCGUCAGCUAUCUCCGCAGACGCAUGGACAAGAACCCCGAUCAUGCAGAUCUACUUUGGCGUUACUACGCACACCACAACAAUUUCCUUGAAGCCGCUUCAGUACAGUUGCUGCUUGCCAAGAGUGGCUUUGACCUUAGCCUCGAACAACGCAUCGGUUACCUCAGUCGCGCAAGAACUAACGCCUCGAUCCGCACUGUCUCGUUGCUCGAUGCUGCACAAGGUAGACAACAGCUUCUUCGCGAGAUCACUGACCUUUUGGAAGUCGGUAACAUCCAGGACGAUAUCCUGCAACGCAUGAAGUCAGACCCUCGUCUGACAGAUCAACGUCGGCCUCAGAUAUUGAAGGCACUCGAUGGUCAAAUUCUAGAAGUCGCCGAGCUGUUCAAUCAGUAUGCAGACCAAGCAGGCUACUACGACAUUUGUAUUCUGAUCUACCACUGCGCCGACCACCGCAACCCAGCAGAUAUUCAAUCAACAUGGAACCUGCUCAUUGAGCAAGUGCAUCAGGAAGCCGAAAGCGAUGGCCAGAUGAAACCUUUCGAAGCAGUUGCCCUCAAGGUCCGCUCAUUAGGCCAACGCCUGCACGCCGCAGAAGCCACCUUCCCUAUCCCUAUCCUGCUACCCAUGCUUCUUAAAUACGCUCUUGAGUACCAGAACAACGCCGUCUCACCUAUGUGGGUCAUUGAUACCUUCCUCGAGCUCGACAUUCGUCCUUCGGCUUUGGUGCCUGUGGUUGAGCAGAUGUACUACACCAACGAGCAACCCUUUGUUGGCAAACAUCGUCGCGUACUAGCCGCCGACCUGGUCUACCUCGUUCAGGCCUGGCUGCGCGAGAGCGAGCGCCACGGUGACAGCGUUCUCUUCGGCAGCGACGAAAGCGCCGCUGGUAUCGACGAGCUGCUCACCAAUCUUGCUGGAAGUCAGGAUCUCGACACCGAGGGCCAGACAGCAGUGGAGACCUUGAGAACUAGAAUCGUUCAGGCUAUGCGUUGA